CCUCUCGAUCUUUCUCCCAUCCUUGGUUUCGGCCUCAGCCCUAUUACAAGGGCCAACGCGCGCGCGCUCAUCCUUCCGGGGGUUCGGGCGACGCUUCCAGCUCAAAAUACGCCUUGCAUUCCUCAUUUGCCGAAAAUGCCUUGCUCGGCAGGCCGUAUUCGGUGAUGGUUAAAAAAAAACACCCAAGAAGUCCAGCAUCACGUCAGCACAAUGGCCGGCGAACAUGAGCAGUACGCAAACCCCUUGCUCCUCGACUGGGUCAAGGAGUGGCUCGACACGGCAAGGGAGCGGAACAUGAAAAGCACCUCGACUUACCGAAACGCCUACGAGUCUCUCAAAGCAUGCCCCAUCACCUUCAAGCACCCGCGCCAGCUCACCCAGCUGAAGGGCUUUGGGGACAAACUCUCCUCUCGCCUCACAGAUAAGCUGAAGGAACAUUGCGAGGCCAGUGGUCUGCCUAUGCCUAAGAACCCACGCUUGUCCAAGGAAAGUCAUGCAUCCCUCGGUGGGACUGCUGAUGAUGACGAACUGCCGCCUCCCAAGAAGGCGAGAAAAGCGAAGCCCUACGUCCCGACAUAUCGAUCUGGUCCUUACGCCAUCCUGCUGUCUCUCUCGGCCUUGGACGAGGACGCUCAACUGGGCAUGACAAAGGCCAAUCUCGUCGAGCUAGCCCAGGAACACUGCGACUCGUCAUUCAGUGUGCCUAGUGACACUACCAAGUUCUACACGGCCUGGAACUCGAUGAAGACACUCAUAGAGAAGGAUCUCGUCUGCGAGAAGGGUCGCCCGCAAAGGCGUUAUUCGCUCACUGAUGAAGGAUGGGAGGUUGCCAGACGCAUCAAAAAGACGACACAGCCAAGUGGUAGGGUCGAUGACGUCGUGGCAGGUCCCAGUGCAGGCUCCAGUGCCUGUCCUGAGCCUGCAACAGGACCGGAUCCGGUCACGAUAGCGCCAAGCAGGGACGCCUCUCUAUCAGUCGAGCCCGUGGAACAACCAAAGCCCAAGUCGGUAUACGAAGGUGUCGUCGCAAAUGGCCCAGUGGUCUCGGAUGACGCUUCAUUGCCGACCUUUACCCCGAUCCGGCUCGCGCCGGGGUCUUUCACGGUUCAUCUCGCAUUGGACAUCCGCGAAGUCCGAGCUGUGAAAGACCGCGAUUACAUGCAAGACGAGCUCACCAAAAAGGGGGUCAAACCCCUCAUGCGAGCGUUGGAGAUAGGCGACGCACAGUGGGUUGCCAAAUGCCACGAUUCUGCCGCCCUCGCUCGCCACGGUGCAGAGGGCGACGAGGUUAUCCUGGACUGGAUUGUCGAGCGCAAGCGACUCGACGAUCUGGUCAGCAGUAUCAAGGAUGGCCGCUUCCACGAGCAAAAGUUUCGACUCCGGAAAUCCGGGGUCAAAAAUGUGGUAUACAUCGUCGAAGAGAUUGCCAUGGACUCGGGUUACUACUCCAAGGUUGAGGAGAUGAUCCAAUCGGCCACCGCCUCCACUCAAGUAGUUAACGGCUACUUCCUGAAGAAGACACAGAAGAUGGACGACACGAUUCGAUAUCUCGCACGCAUGACCUUCAUGCUCAAGAAGAUGUAUGAAAGCAAGCCUCUCCUGGUGAUUCCGACAUCAGUCUUGACGGCGCAGAACUAUCUGCCGCUGCUGGAGCACCUGCGGAGGAAGGAACCAUUGACUGGCUAUUAUAUUACGUAUCCGGCGUUCGCAUCACUGGCGUCCAAAUCGGAUAUGAUGACCCUGCGAGAUAUUUAUCUGAAAAUGCUAAUGACGACGAGGGGCAUCACAGGGGAGAAGGCACUGGAAAUACAGAAGCGGUGGAAGACACCGCACAAUUUCAUCAAGGCGUUCCAGGAGUGCGGCUCGGGCGAGCAAGGCGUCAAGAGAAAACGAGAGAUGGUCAUUGACGGCCUGCCCAAUCUCGUGGGCCGCAAAAAGAUCGCCAAGGCUGUCAGUCAGCGGCUGGCCGAGGUCUGGGGCGAUGCUUGAG
Colletotrichum destructivum is the source of this 1990-nucleotide messenger RNA. RefSeq names its product Putative ERCC4 domain, restriction endonuclease type II, crossover junction endonuclease Mus81. The transcript has a single exon. The coding region runs from base 211 to 1989 and encodes 592 amino acids. Gene Ontology annotation, molecular function: DNA binding; 3'-flap endonuclease activity; crossover junction DNA endonuclease activity. Gene Ontology annotation, biological process: DNA catabolic process; double-strand break repair via break-induced replication; mitotic intra-S DNA damage checkpoint signaling. NCBI's taxonomy places the organism in Eukaryota, Fungi, Ascomycota, Sordariomycetes, Glomerellales, Glomerellaceae. The record is from RefSeq and is a predicted model, not a curated record. Gene Ontology annotation, cellular component: nucleus; Holliday junction resolvase complex.